UGCCAGACAGCGAGAGGUAUUCUGGGCAGCAGAGGCCGCUAGGUUUGGGAUGAAAGAAGCAGGGCAGAUGCAAAAUCUGGAGAGCGCGGGGGCCGGGCGGUCAGUCAGCACCCAGACUGGCAGCAUGACCGGUCAAAUACCAAGGCUUUCUAAAGUCAACCUUUUCACCCUGCUCAGUCUCUGGAUGGAGCUCUUCCCAGCAGUAAAAGCCCAAAGACAAAAAUCUCAGGAAAAGGAAGAGGGAAAGCAUGGACCCUUAGAAGAUAAUGAAGAGAUGGCCAGGAUAUCUACUGACAAAAAACAGGUGAAGAGAACUGGUCUUGUGGUGGUGAAAAACACGAAAAUUGUUGGUCUCCACUGUUCUAGUGAAGAUUUACAUGCUGGGAAAAUCGCUCUUAUAAAACAUGGGUCAAGGCUGAAAAACUGUGAUCUUUAUUUUUCCAGAAAACCCUGUUCUGCUUGUUUGAAAAUGAUUGUAAAUGCUGGAGUUAACCGAAUUUCGUACUGGCCUGCUGAUCCAGAAAUAAGUUUGCUUACUGAGGCUUCUAGUUCUGAAGAUGCCAAGUUAGAUGCCAAAGCGGUGGAAAGAUUGAAGUCAAACAGUCGGGCCCAUGUGUGUGUCUUACUUCAGCCUUUGGUGUGUUAUAUGGUGCAGUUUGUAGAGGAGACUUCUUACAAAUGUGACUUUAUUCAAAAAAUUGCAAAAACAUUGCCGGAUGCUAACGUUGACUUUUAUUCUGAAUGUAAACAAGAAAGAAUAAAAGAAUAUGAAAUGUUAUUUUUGGUUUCAAAUGAAGAAAUGCAUAAGCAAAUACUGAUGACUAUAGGCUUGGAGAACCUAUGUGAAAAUCCAUACUUUAGCAAUCUAAGGCAAAACAUGAAAGACCUUAUCCUUCUCUUGGCCACAGUAGCUUCCAGUGUGCCCAACUUUAAGCACUACGGAUUUUAUUGUGGUAAUACCGAACAGAUUAAUGAAAUUCACAAUCAAAGUUUGCCACAAGAAAUUGCAAGGCACUGCAUGGUUCAGGCCAGGUUAUUGGCAUAUCGAACUGAGGAUCAUAAAACUGGAGUUGGAGCAGUCAUUUGGGCAGAAGGAAAAUCUAGAAGUUGUGAUGGAACAGGCGCAAUGUACUUCAUAGGAUGUGGUUACAAUGCUUUUCCUGUUGGAUCCGAGUAUGCUGACUUCCCACACAUGGAUGACAAACAGAAAGACAGAGAAAUAAGGAAAUUCAGAUACAUUGUACAUGCGGAGCAGAAUGCCUUGACAUUUAGGUGUCAAGAAAUAAAACCAGAAGAAAGAAGUAUGAUUUUUGUCACAAAGUGCCCAUGUGAUGAGUGUGUACCUUUAAUUAAAGGUGCAGGCAUAAAACAGAUCUAUGCCGGGGAUGUAGAUGUUGGAAAAAAGAAGGCAGACAUCUCUUACAUGAGAUUUGGGGAACUUGAGGGUGUUAGCAAAUUUACAUGGCAGCUGAAUCCAUCAGGAGCUUGUGUUGGUGAACAAAAUGAGCCUGAAAGCAAAGAGAAUGGUGUGUUGAGACCCUUACCUCCGGGUGAAGAACACCAAAACAAGAAGCUGUGUCUUGGAAACCACUAAGAAGUCCUGUCUGAACUGGAGCGACGCCUUGAGAAUUUGUAUCGCACUUUUAAAAUUCAGCCUUGUUAACUCAGAAAAUAAGGGUGGAUUUUGUGAAUAACUGAGGCAAAUUUUAAGGACGCUAAUUUAUUAUUGCCAUAUGGAUGAUGUUAAUGAGAAUAUUUUUAUUUUAGAUUUGUGUGUUUUCCAGAAUAUGGUGGUAUGUUCUUUUAUUACAUUAAAUGAGGUAGCAAUGAUUUAAUGAGACAAAUUUAAUCACCUGUAGAGGUUAAUUUCUUUUUGUCUUAGCUUUAUAUUAGCCAGUUUUUUGUUUUUUGGGCUUUUUUUGUAAGGGACUGGUUCACUAAAGGUCACAUCUCUGUAGAGAAUUAUACACCUUUUAAGAUAUAUGAAUUCUGGGGCGCCUGGGUGGCUCAGUCGUUAAGCGUCUCCCUUCGGCUCAGGGCGUGAUCCCAGGUUCCUGGGAUCGAGCCCCAUGUCAGGCUCCUCCGCUGGGAGCCUGCUUCUUCCUCUCCCACUCCCCUUGCUUGUGUUCCCUCUCUCACUGGCUGUCUCUUUCUGUCAAAUAAAUAAAAUCUUAAAAAAAAAUAAAUAAAUAAAUAUGAAUUCCUUCAGAUUGUGAAGGUGAUAAUUGGUAAACUGCUCCAGGGAAAUAAAUGAUGACCUGGCCAUUUUUCAGUCAGUGGAUGCCUCACCAAAAGUUCACAUUUAUACCUAAAGCUUUUUAAUAAUCAGAAGUUAAUUAGGAUAGAAUCAUAAAAAAUGAAGGUGGUAUACCUGAUCCCCAUUAUAAAAGUAUAUUCCUAACAACAUUAUUAAUUUUUUUAAAAAUCUUUCACUACAUAGAAAUAUCAGUGAUUUGUUGGACUAGGGUGUUAAAUCACUGAUUUGGGGUAGCAGUGGAGAGGGAAUAUUGUUCUGAGGCCGUAUUGCUAUUUGAUAUCACUGACCCUUGAAAUCACUAGCAACACCAAAUUUGCUUAUGAUGUUAACGGUGAAGAAAUAUUUUAGUCUGGAAUAUUGAAACUACCCUUUGUCAAAUUCUAUUCAUAAAUGCUGCCCAUUUUUCCCUUUAUACAGUUAACAGAGUGUCUCAUGGCUUUCAAUAGAAGAUCUUUUAAAAAUAUUCUUAAACCUUAAGAAUACUGAAAAUCUCAAGUAAACAUUAUGAUCAGUUCCUUUUCAUUCCAAAUUGCUAUUUGUGAGACUCUCAUUUUUAUUUCCUAAGAAACUUUCAGAAAAUUAGUCCAAAGAUGAAGGAACAUGUUUUGCACUUUCCUAGAGUUAGGGAGGGAAUGCACAGCCCGUGGCCCACACUCCUGGAUGGGACAUCCUGCAGGGCACGUGUCUUGGCUGUGUAGAGAUAAUCAGAUUUGCUUCUGCUAUUGUUCCCAGCCCUUCCACAGCACCACAUGGCCUCACAAGGCCUCCCACCCGUUUCUCAGAAUCGUACACAGGGCAAUCCAAACAUUGGCCGACGUCCCUAUUUGUACAGCAGACUGCUUAGUUCCACUGGGAGUUCAAAGUCCUCAUACCAGGCGGUGGAAAACAGCCAUAAGUAUUGAGAGGGGAGGAAAGAUACCUUAGAGAUAACUAAGGCUAAUUUGAAAACGAGUAGUUAAGGUAUUCUAAAAUAUUUAUCAAUAUGGAAAUCCUGAGAUUUGCUUACAUCCUCCCGGUUGCUUCAAUAUAUAAUUUAUACAAGCUUAAAUUCAUGUUAGAAUCGUUGUUUCUUAGCACUAUGUCAUCCAUAUCAAAUAUUUUAUAAAUCAAUCAGCAAAUAUUUCUUAAGACCCAAAAGCCUGCUAUUAUCAGGUUUAUUUAUGGACGUUGAGGGGGAUAUCAGAAGGGAGAAACAUAAAAUGGAGAAAACUAGGACUAGAAAGUGGGAAAAUUGAUAUUUCCAAGCACUAUGACAAUGUUCAUGGUAAUGCCAUAUUUCCUUCUUUAGAGCUGGUCAGUUUUCAACAUUUAUUGAGAAUUUCCUAUGUAGUACCAGAGGAAGGCUCUAUGAGGGCUUUAUAUAUAUAUAAAUAUAUACACACACAUAUUUAUAUACAUAUAUUUAUAUAUACAUAUACAUAUAAAUUAUAUGUAUAUAAAUUUUAUAUAUAUAAAAAUAUAAAUUUUUUAAGCUGAUGAAUCCAGUGCCUAUGAUGAUAGUGCCUGGCACAUAAUAGGCAUUCAAUAAGUAUUUGUUGAUUGAUUGAGUGACUACUGGACACUGGCUAGACCCUGGAGAUGAGAUGUGUAAGAAAUGCUCCCUCAUCUCAAGAAGCUCACAGUUUGGUGGAAGACAGAAGCAUGUAACCGAGCAAUAGAGACUGAUUCUCAGAGUGGGGUCCCUGGACCAGCAACAUUAGCAUUACCUGGGGACUUGUUAGAGAUGCAAAUUCUUAAGGUCCCCUGAGACCUAUUGAAUCAGAAACUGGCGUGGGAUCCAGCAAUCUGUGUUGUCACAGCUCUCCAGGUGCUUCUGAUGACCUUGGAGGUUGAGAACCACCCUGUGAAUGCAACUAUAGGAAGCUUCUAAUAUAUGUAAUUAAAACUACUAGAAAUAAUAAGAACAACAACUCUGUAUUGCAGGGAAACCAGGAUGUGUUUUUAGCUAAGAAAAGGUAUGAGGUAGGGAGAUGUAUUUUAGUUAAGAGAAAAGAAAGUAAAUUUUGUCCUAAAGUAAAACUGGUUAUUUCAGAAUGACCAUUCAGAAUGGUCAUUACCUAAUGGAAAAAAGAAAAAUAAAGGACAAACUAAGGACAUAGAGGUUUGGGAAAAGAAAGGAAGGAAGGAAGGAAGGAAGGAAGGAAGGAAGGAAGGAAGGAAGGAAAGAAAAUUUUACCUUUUGUAGUCACGUUGUUUAAAAAUCGAAUUGUUAUAACGGUUUUUAAAAAUAAUAAACUUGCUUUUUUGUUUUAUAGCUUGCUAAUGUAAUUUUCCUUCAUUUGCUAAAAGAACAAAGUUUUCUUGGGCUAUUAGUCUGCUCUUGAUAAGAUAUUGUGAAUGGUCUUGUUUACCUUUUCAGUAAUCUCCCUGGGAAGCAAAGAUAUUAUGUUUUAUUAAAGUAAUUUCCUGUGCUUCAUGUUGUCUUUAUCAGAUCUUUGAUGAUUUAACUGAGUCUUAACAUUAAGAGCUGAAUUUUACUUAAAACUAUGUAACCUUUUUUAUUUGCCUUUAAAAUCUUUUGUCACUUGGUUAAAUAGAUAAUUAAAUAUUAUUUCAGAUUAUCUGUGAUCCUGUUUAGUCAAGUGUCCCAAUCUUUUGAUACUUUCGACAUACUUUUCAAAAUCAAUUUCUAAAUAAAGUGUUUUGACCAGGAAAAUAAGUUGGAAUUUUCCAGAGGGUCCCUAGAAUGUCUCAAAAGAUUUAUUUUCUUUCUUUAUAAAAGAGAUGCUAAAUGAAUUGGUUUAUGUGAUACGCUAAAUUACUUGGGAAGGUUGUCAAAUAAGAAAUAUCAAGCUUUCUUUAUGUUGUAUUUGUGUAGGUAUCUAUCUGCUUUAAGUGUUCCAGAAAUUAUAUGAAAUUCCUAGAAAUCAGAUUCCAGGAUAAUGUUCUCACUGUAAUUCUAGUUAUUAUCUUAAAAUGUUGUAUAUCCCAGGUAUAAUCAGAUUUUCUUAUCAAUUGCAUUGUAAUGAACUAUCAGAUCUUUAACUAUAGCCAUUUUUAAGUCUUUUAUUAUUUACAGACAGUUAUUGUUUCACUUGCAUGCUUUUGUAGAAGUUUUCCUGCAAAAGUGCUUCAUCUUCAAGGAAAUUCAUGAAUGGACUCUAGCAAGUAUUGUAGAAUACAGGCUUCUGAUAACUAAGAGAAUCCAACUGAACUGGGUAAGAAUUUCCAGAACUAACAGAAAAACUGGAAUCAAACAGAACAAAUAUUAAUUACGUGGGACUGAAUGAACUGAGGAAGAUGAUCGUAAUUUUUUAUGAUUUUUUUGUUUGGACAUUGCUUUUUUUUUUUUAAUGUUUGGUUUUUCCAGAUGUACAGAAAACUUUUUUCUCUUAAGUUACCUAUGAUUUACAGCAAUUUGUUUAAUUGCUCCUUUAUAAGCAGAAUUGAAACAAUUACUUUUUCUCCCUACUUCAUGCCUCCAAAAUUUAAAAACCGUUAGUGAGUAUUCUUAUUUUUAUGGAAAUACAGUUAUUUGCAUAAGUUCAGUAUGAAUCUGUUCUUAUAAUGAGCAUGAGUGGAAACAUUGGUUACAUUACUGAAGCUUUGACUGGAAUGCCAUAUUUGAGAGAGAUACAUAGACUCAGAUGUGACCAGACAACCUGAAGAAACUAAGGUUGACUUUAUGGAGCCAAUAGACAACAAAGUGCCUUGGAAAAGGAGGUCUGGUACCUUGCUUACAGGGUUCCUAGCAGCCUUACUAGGUGAGUGAGGAAGGUCACUUCCUGGCAGGCUCAGGAACCUCAGGAUAUUUUGGGGACCUUGAGAAGAGAGGAAUUCACCCUGAUUUCUAGGUAUUGCAGGUGAAGUCUGGUGGAAAGUCCUUGCCUAGGCUUCCUACCCUCAAGAGGCUUUUAGGAGUUCCAUCUGAGAUUCCUUAUGAAAAAUUCCGGCAAAGCAGAUUUAGAAAAGCCUAUCUCAUCAAUCGUUAUUCUUGCUACACUUAUGUAAAUGGCCCACAUGUAUUGAAACUAGAUUUAAUUUGCAAACAAAAUAGUCUUACUGUGAUUAUCUUUGAUAGACAGAAAAAUUAUGUUUCAGUAAUACACUGUAUAAAUAUCAGAUUCUAGUGCUGUUAAUUAGUUUUGAGUUUUUGUUUUCCACCUGUAAGAUGGAAAGACCCACUGGAUCCUGAAUUCUAGUUUCCUCUGAUAUUUGGCUAUAGCUGCCCAAACUAACCUUUCCAAUUUUCUCCCACUUUUGACUUGGAAUCAUGAAGAACAAAAACUGCCCUUUUCCCCGAAGCCUGGCAAACUGACUGUGAACAACCUGACAUAAACUUCAGAGAAAUGGCCGCAAUGACUCAUGUUUAGACAGUCUUCAUGCCUGCCGCUGUGUGUGCCACUCAGAAGGUUUACCUGAAUACCUGGGGAUAUUAUCAGAGACAUUCAAACCACAAAAGAUGCUUUGACUCUGACUUCUAGAAAUUUUCUUGACUGGCUGCCCCUGGGCUCAGAAGCUGGUUUAUAAUUUGUUCUAUCAUUAACCUUUGUUUUUCUUUUGUUUCCAUAGAAAUGCCUUAUUAAACACCUAAUUUCUCACACAAUAUAGGCCUAAUGUGGGGAGCUCAGUUACAUCACCACCUCGUAAAACGAGACAUAACUGUUUAACUGAACUGAGCUAUGUUCAAGACUUAGAGAUGAAUUCAAUGAAAUAGUGAAACAAUCUACCAACUCAGCUUCUGGAUUUUGAAGCUUCUCACAGUUUCAAAGGUGGGUCCAUGGAGCGGGGGGGUGGAAUUUGCCACCCCAGAAUAUGCCGCUUUGACAUAUGGAUUAUGUUGAAUUAAAAUUAAGAAAUAGCCAUUACAAGAAGGGCACUCCUUUGUCCCCCCCCCCGAAAGCAGGAAAUAAAUUCCCUGUGUGAAGGGUGCCCUCCCUGCACCUGGAGGGUGAAAGCACCCUCAUCACCCGAGAGAGGGGAUUCAGGACUGAGAAGGCUGUGUAAACCACUUUGUUACUUCCUCAUUAAUUUGCUACCCAAGCCCAAACCCCUUUGUCAAUUCAUCACGAAUCCUUGUUUCUUUGUUUUUUGCAAGGUAUAAAAGCUGCCUGCUUGGUCACUUCUUUGAGUCUCAUAUUUCAUUGCGCUCCUGUUUGUACGGAAUUAAAUUUGUUUUUGUCCUGUUAA
This is a messenger RNA of Ailuropoda melanoleuca (giant panda), 7387 nucleotides long. RefSeq names its product cytidine and dCMP deaminase domain containing 1 (gene CDADC1). Gene Ontology annotation, cellular component: cytoplasm. The coding region runs from base 50 to 1594 and encodes 514 amino acids. Gene Ontology annotation, molecular function: dCMP deaminase activity; zinc ion binding. The transcript is spliced from 10 exons. Lineage: Eukaryota; Metazoa; Chordata; Mammalia; Carnivora; Ursidae. The record is from RefSeq and is a predicted model, not a curated record.